This is a messenger RNA of Paraglomus occultum, 1794 nucleotides long. Lineage: Eukaryota; Fungi; Glomeromycota; Glomeromycetes; Paraglomerales; Paraglomeraceae. The record is from the annotation of a GenBank genome assembly.
AUGGCAUCAUUGAGCUCCCAACAAUUUGCUGUCCCUUCCGAUUUUCAAACCUGGACAGAGGAUGAUGUUAUUGCACACAUGCGGAAUACCAUUGACGGCUUCAAAGAUAGUUAUGCGAAAAUCCUCAAAGACAACGAAUUGAGGGGUGAAUUUUUGUCCGGUGUCACGGUAAAAAUCCUAACGGCUGCUGGAAUGCCCUUUGGACCUGCCAUUGGUAUCAAACGAGAAAUCGACCACCUCUUAGGCCAACGUGGUUUUCCCACUACUCAACCAUACCAAAUCGACGUUCUCACUCAUUCGCCUCCCAUCCCCCCAGUUACUACUGGUGAAGCUAUAUCUGAAAUAACAAGGGGUGUAAAACAAAUGAUUAUUGAUGAGGCUUUGGCCCCUGAUUUAUCUGGUGUUAUAUGCAAAAAAUUGCUACAGCCAUUUGAAAUUAUCCCAAAGCAAGCAAAUGACCUAUUGAAUCUUAUCAAGGCCCCACUUCUUCAAGAAUUGCCUGCUGCUUCUGGUGAGGAGAUAAGACAUCCCAUACUUGAAGGGUUUAUCAAAACAGAGACAUCAACUCGUGGAAGUAUAUUGGCAGUUCAUGUUAGUAUGGCAUUAUCAAAUGCUGUUGCAGAGGAUGCUCUUGGUCCUGGAUCUGAGGAUCUAAAGCAUUGGGCCCUAGAUACAUUGGUCAGGAAGCCUCUACAGCUGUUUAAGAAUCAAGUUGGUUCUAUGCUACCUAUUUUCAUAGAUAGGAACCAAAAAGAUUCCCAGUCUACAACUGUAGGAUCUAAUCGCCCAGAUGUUCUUUUGCAAGAAAAUAAUGUUCUUAUUUUUAAGGCUGAGGAGAAAGGUCAAAUGGAGGACUUUGGCAAAGCAGUUACAGAGCUUACAAAGAAGUUCAACACAAUUGAUCCCUUGGCUUUUGGUUCAGUGCAGUUCAUGAUCUGCUAUGCUGCUGCUGGACCUUUAAUUCGCUUCUAUGCAUUGGAUGCUUCCCAAUCUAAUACUAAUACUGCACCUACUACUACCUUACUUGAACUUACUGACCGCCUGGACAUUAGCACUCUUAAUGGACGCAAGAAUGUUCUUCACACAGUUAUCAAUAUUGCAAGAAUCUUGGUAACUAUUAGGGACCAACUACAUGAUAAUGCCUUCCCAAUUGGCAAGAUAAUUACUACAGAUAAGAGUACAAUUGUGUUUGAGGAUAUCUUGGUCAUCAAAACAAUUCCAGAAAAGGCUCUCCCAUAUGGUGAUAAUCCUAGGAAUCGCACCAAAUUUCUCCAAAAAAUGUAUAUCUGUGCUCUGAAUGUUCCUGGGCUUGUGCAAAUUGAUGAAGAACCUAAGUUUUUCCCUAAGCCAAAUGGAAAAGGAUUUUAUCAAGUCAAGCUAGUAACACAAGGAGUUCAACGCUUGCCACGGGAUGAAAAUGAACUAUGUGAAAUGACUAAAAGCAUAUUAACUGGCCUGGUCAAACUUCACCAAGGAGGCUUUGUUCAUUGUGACAUUCGAUUGCCAAAUAUUGUCUAUGACAAUCAUGCUCAAGAUGGUUACAAGUAUAUACUUAUUGAUUUUGAACAUGGACUUCAUGCAGGAACACAUGUCAACAUCACACUGAAUGAAUGGGAUGAAAAUACCUUAGAUCAUGGCAAAUAUAAACCAUCAUCAGAUAUGUAUCAGCUUGGAAAGUUAUUAGAGAAUUUUUCUUCCAAGCUAUCUGCUAAUGGAAAGGACUUUGUGGACAAGCUUAAGGGAAAGAAGACAAGUGCUCAAAAUGCACUCUUGCAUUCAUGGAUUAGUAGUUAA